CUCACCCAGUGAGAGAGAACGAGGCGGGGAGCCGAGAGUAUGUAACCUGCCUACAAAUUAACACCGCAAUCAUAAACUCUAGCGGCGAGUUUCCUCAUGUUUCUCUCUCGUGUCCUCGAGGUUUGCUUUACUGUCGAUACUUAUCUUGCCGUCUAUUCCUGAUCAUUAUUCCGCGUCAAGCAGCCGUCUACUUCUGAGCGACUUCGAUAGCUCACAGAAUACGGAGCCCGGCGAACAAGCCCGCACAGCUCUUUCCCGAAUAACUGGAUCUUCGGCUGCCAGACCGGAGAGCCAAGGUGUCAAAUUCAAUACGGACAUACCAAGAGAUGGAUAAUUCUGCGCCCACGAUGACUGUGGGAUAACUGUGCAAAAUGACACGUUUAUCUGAUGACCGAAAAAGCAAAAGCGGCUUGGCGUUUUAAAUCUUACAAACUCGAAGAUGGACAAUUACUUUUCCCCUAUUUUAUCAGUAUGAUAAGAUCGUCAUAGCAGAGUGGGAGUUUGUUCAAAUAUUCCCGACAGACACACAGCAUUAUAGGACUAACACAAAGCAACCGAUGUAAAGACUAAUUUAGGAAUCACAGAUGAUCAUUUUUGACCUUUAAUGUUAAUCCAGGGACCGUUCUAGUACGACUAAUAGGCGACGUGGAUCUCAAUCAAGCCAAGAGGAGCAGCGAAGAACGCAUGCUUUGGGCAUGGUGCCUACGCCCCAGGUGUGCGUAUCAACCCUGGUCACGGUGAGCACCAUGGCAGUGGUCGACCUCUACCUGCUGGAACAGAGCAUGCUGGGAGCCCGUGGCAAGGCCGGGCCCGGCGUGUGGCCGUGCGCCGCUGUGUUGCUAGGUGACCUGGGCUUCCUGCUGGCUCUGCGUUUCGUGUCGGCGGGAGUGGUGUCUGAAGCGCACUCGCCUCGCCGAGGCUUUGCCAACGCACUCUGGUUCCUCUUCCUGUCCCUGCUCCAGCUCAAACUCUUCUUCGUCUGCCAGAACUACCGAAUGGAACGCCGACCGCCCGACCCCCUGGCCAGGAAGACGCUCACCUUGCUGCUGUCAGUCUGCCUGCCCUCCCUGUUCCUCAUCCUGACUGGGGCUGACAACAUGACGCCCCUGCGAAGGAAACAGGAAGUGCGGGGGAGGCUGCUCUGGGUGGUGGUGGACCUGCUGGAUGUUCUGGACCUGCAGGCAGGGCUGUGGGAAGCCCACACAGGGGCCACUGACCUGGGGGUACCCCUGUGGGCCGAAGGCCUGGUGUUCUUCUAUUGUUACGCCCUGCUGCUGCUGCUGCCCUGCGUGGCCCUCACAGAGCUGGGGGCCGCAGCCCUGCCGGGACAGAGGGGGCCCCGUAAGGAGGCCCUGUACCCCUGGCUUAGCCUGGUCACCAUCAACGUGUUCACAAUGGCCCUCAGGGGCACAGGCAUGCUGUGGUACAGGGACCCCCGGGUCUCGACAGUGUUCCUGGGGAAGAACCUGCUGGCCCUGGCUGUGAAGCUGAGCUCUGCCUGGGAGAGGCACAAGCAAGGUGGGAGCAGGGGGACAGGGAUGGGGGCCGGGGCGGGAGUAGAGUCAAGUAUGGACUCCACCCUGGCAACCCAGAGCUCAGAGCAGACAGAAGUCCAAGCCCAAGGCAAAACCACCCCCAGGCCGCCCUCUCGCAACCACGCAAUGUCCCGCUCCCACAGCCACGGCCACUCCGUGUCACACAUCAGUCUGGAUCCCACAGAGACCUCUCUGGGCCCUUCCUUCAUCUCCCAUGAACUCUAGAAACUGUCCAGACAGACAGCUUAACAGCUGAAGUCGAGCUAUCGGAACUCCCCAGUUAGGGAAGCAUUUAGCACUGAAGAGUGAAGACCGUUGGCCUCACACAGACCAACUAAAAACAACACGUACACCCCAUGCUCUGUGGACCAGCCAAGGCAAUCACAUCAGUAACUCAUUCAAUUAGCUCACUUUGGUUAAAGGGAUGAUUUAUCCACCCCUGGGUCCUGGCAGCCUGUAGUAUUUGGUUAUCCGAGGGAGAGAGAAGGCUCAGGGCUGGGGCAGAGUGAGAGAUGUACAGCGAAGAAGUGUCUCGCUUUUCAAGGAGCUACAAUCCUCAGUACUGGUUCCACACAGACAUGAUUUGCGUCAUAUGGGACUCAGACAUAAUACCAUGGUAUGAGUCAGUGUGUGUACUGUGAAAGCUCUUCCACAGCUCUUGUCAGCUACACCUCCAGGACAGCUUCUAAACUUUAAUAAAGUGUUUCAUACUCACAGGCUCGGACACUUUAUUGGCCAUGUGUGGGAGGGUAUUGGCAGCCUGUCACCACAACAUUGGAGAAGACAGGAUCAGAGGCUGACCAUUCACAGUUAGAGGGCCUCAGGGGUAUACUAGAUGUCACUAACUUUCAAAACAUCCACUGCAUCAAAGCAAAUGUGUUUACCCUUUACAUAUUCAGUGAAAACUUCAGCAUUUCUUUGUUGAAGAUACAGGCCGAUGUUAUGGAUCGGGAGCUGCUGGGGUGAAGCCCUCCACACAUCUGAAGCAGGCAGUGCAAUGUGAGAAGCGAGAGUGACAGACAGCGGAACAGCUAUCAUUUAUCACAAUUAGACCAGCAGCACCAGCCUGAUAGGCAUGCAGUGAUCCUUCAGCCAGCCGUCUGGCUGCUGGUCCGGCUUUAAGGUUUCAACAGUAGAGCCUGCAGAUGUGCUAAAGUUUGUGUGUGUGUGUGUGCUGAGCGAUUAAUCAUCAUAUUUUAUUUUUUUCAAUUAUUAAACAACUAA
Messenger RNA from Oncorhynchus nerka (sockeye salmon), 2759 nucleotides. RefSeq names its product transmembrane protein 121-like. NCBI's taxonomy places the organism in Eukaryota, Metazoa, Chordata, Actinopteri, Salmoniformes, Salmonidae. The transcript has 2 exons. The coding region runs from base 696 to 1760 and encodes 354 amino acids. The record is from RefSeq and is a predicted model, not a curated record.